GCGAUGUUCCCCAGGGAGACGACAUGGAACAUCUCGUUCGCAGGUUGCGGCUUCCUCGGUGUCUACCACAUCGGCGUGGCCUCCUGCCUCCGCGAGCACGCGUCCUUCCUGGUGGCCAACGCCACGCACAUCUACGGCGCCUCGGCCGGGGCGCUCACGGCCACGGCGCUGGUCACCGGGGCCUGCCUGGGUGAGGCUGGUGCCAACAUCAUUGAGGUGUCGAAGGAGGCCCGGAAGCGGUUCUUGGGCCCACUGCACCCCUCCUUCAACCUGGUGAAGAUCAUUCGGGGCUGCCUGCUGAAGACCCUGCCUGCUGACGGCCACAAGCGCGCCAGCGGCCGCCUGGGCAUCUCCCUGACCCGCGUCUCCGAUGGCGAGAACGUCAUUAUAACCCACUUCAACUCCAAGGAGGAGCUCAUCCAGGCCAACGUCUGCAGCACUUUCAUCCCUGUGUACUGUGGCCUCAUCCCUCCUUCCCUCCAGGGGGUACGCUACGUGGAUGGCGGCAUCUCAGACAACCUGCCGCUCUACGAGCUCAAGAACACCAUCACAGUGUCCCCGUUCUCGGGCGAGAGCGACAUCUGCCCACAGGACGGCUCCACCAACAUCCACGAGCUGCGCGUCACCAACACCAGCAUCCAGUUCAGCCUGCGCAACCUCUACCGCCUCUCCAAGGCCCUGUUCCCGCCCGAGCCCCUGGUGCUUCGAGAGAUGUGCAAGCAGGGCUACAGGGAUGGCCUGCGCUUCCUGCGGCGGAACGGCCUCCUGAACCGGCCCAACCCCUUGCUGGCGCUGCCUCCCGCCCGCCCUCCUGCCCCCGAGGAUGAGGACGCACAGGAGUCCGAGGUGGCCAUGGAGAGGACCGGAGUGAAGGACCACUUGCAGCCACCUGGGGAGGAUCACAUCCUCGAGCACCUGCCCUCGAGGCUCAACGAGGCCCUGCUGGAUGCCUGCAUGGAGCCCACGGACCUGCUGACCACGCUCUCCAACAUGCUGCCCGUGCGUCUGGCCACGGCCAUGAUGGUGCCCUACACUCUACCGCUGGAGAGCGCCGUGUCCUUUACCAUCCGCUUGCUGGAGUGGCUGCCUGACGUUCCCGAGGACAUCCGCUGGAUGAAGGAGCAGACGGGCAGCAUCUGCCAGUACCUGGUGAUGCGUGCCAAGAGGAAGCUGGGCAGCCACCUGCCCUCCAGGCUGUCGGAGCAGGGGGAGCUGCGCCGCACCCGGUCGCUGCCCUCCGUGCCGCUGUCCUGUGCCAUCUACAGCGAGGCGCUGCCCAGCUGGAUGCGCAACAGCCUGUCGCUGGGGGACGUGCUGGCAAAGUGGGAGGAGUGCCAGCGGCAGCUGCUGCUGGGCCUGUUCUGCACCAACGUGGCCUUCCCGCAGGACGCCCUGCGCAUGUGCACCCCUGCCGGCGCGGCCCUUGUGCCCCCGCAGCACCCGCCCAGCUCGCCCCCUUGCUGA
Messenger RNA from Lipotes vexillifer (Yangtze River dolphin), 1464 nucleotides. RefSeq names its product patatin like domain 2, triacylglycerol lipase (gene PNPLA2). NCBI's taxonomy places the organism in Eukaryota, Metazoa, Chordata, Mammalia, Artiodactyla, Lipotidae. The record is from RefSeq and is a predicted model, not a curated record. Gene Ontology annotation, biological process: lipid homeostasis; positive regulation of triglyceride catabolic process; triglyceride catabolic process. Bases 4 to 1464 code for a protein of 486 amino acids. The transcript has 9 exons. Gene Ontology annotation, molecular function: triacylglycerol lipase activity. Gene Ontology annotation, cellular component: lipid droplet; cytoplasm; membrane.